AUGUCCAUGAGAGUAGAGCGUUCUACACUUGAUCAAGUUAAAAAACGAUUUGAAGUAAACAAGAAAAAAAUGGAGGAAAAACAAAAAGACUAUGACUUUGAGGAGCGAAUGAAGGAACUACGGGAAGAGGAAGAGAAAGCACGAGCUUAUAAAAAAGAAAAGCAGCGGGAAAAGAAACGGAAGGCAGAAGAAGACCUUGGCUUUGAAGAAGACGAUGAAAUGGCUGCUGUUAUGGGUUUCUCAGGGUUCGGUUCCUCUAAAAAGAGCCACUGA
Staurois parvus is the source of this 273-nucleotide messenger RNA. The record is from the annotation of a GenBank genome assembly. Lineage: Eukaryota; Metazoa; Chordata; Amphibia; Anura; Ranidae.